Solea solea (common sole) is the source of this 6286-nucleotide messenger RNA. RefSeq names its product v-maf avian musculoaponeurotic fibrosarcoma oncogene homolog Gb (gene mafgb). NCBI's taxonomy places the organism in Eukaryota, Metazoa, Chordata, Actinopteri, Pleuronectiformes, Soleidae. The coding region runs from base 392 to 907 and encodes 171 amino acids. The transcript is spliced from 3 exons. Gene Ontology annotation, biological process: regulation of epidermal cell differentiation; regulation of transcription by RNA polymerase II. The record is from RefSeq and is a predicted model, not a curated record. Gene Ontology annotation, molecular function: RNA polymerase II cis-regulatory region sequence-specific DNA binding; DNA-binding transcription factor activity, RNA polymerase II-specific. Gene Ontology annotation, cellular component: nucleus.
ACAGAGCCCUGCCUUGUCACACUUCUCCUCUCUCUCUCUCUCUCUCUCUCUCUCACUGUUGUUGGCUGUUGUUACAAUCGUCCAUCACACAGUAGUAAGAGUCUCGUGUCUCUUUAAACGCGCGCUGCGUAGAUCCUUCAUGAAUGAAACCAUGUGAUCCAAACAUCAUUUUGACGUCUCGCGCUUCCGACCAUAAAGGAGUGGAAAUAUCUCAAGACCUGCGAGAAGAGGAGGAGGCGUGAGCGGAAAAACGCACACACACUUCUCCAACUGUCGCUCCACCACACCGGCUCCACCAAACUACCAGAAAACCACAACCGUCGAGGGUGCGUCGGGCGAAAAGGUGCCGGUUUGACUUCUGGUCUGUUCAGAAGAGCAAGGCUCUUGUGGCAUGACGACGACUAACAAAGGAAAUAAAGCCUUGAAGGUGAAGCGUGAGCCGGGGGAGAAUGGCACCAGCCUCACAGACGAUGAGCUGGUGACCAUGUCAGUGCGGGAGCUGAACCAGCACCUUCGGGGCCUCACCAAAGAGGAGAUAAUACAGCUGAAACAGCGACGGCGCACCCUGAAGAACAGGGGCUACGCCGCCAGCUGCCGGGUGAAGCGAGUCACCCAGAAGGAGGAGCUGGAGAAGCAGAAGGCCCAGCUGCAGCAGGAGGUGGACAAACUGGCCAAUGAGAACGCUUCAAUGCGCAUCGAGCUGGACGCUCUGAGGUCUAAGUACGAGGCUUUACAGACCUUCGCAAGGACUGUGGCGCGGAGCCCCACUGUCGGGGUUGGAGUCAGGGCUGGAGGGGGUGGAGGAGGUGUGGCAUCAUCAGUCAUUGGUCCGCUCAUACCCGGGAAAGUUGCAACGGCGACAAGUGUGAUUACAAUAGUGAAGUCAAAAACAGAUGCACGGUCUUGAGGGAGGGAAAGAUAGAUGGGUUUAUUGGGAUAGAGUUCAGCUGCAUCAGAGUAAUUCUUCUUCUCUGCUGCCCACCCACCCCCCACCCCUUCUCCACCUGCAUUGACUCCAAACAGCUGGGCAAUCUCCAUCACUCAGCCUCAGCAUCUUCCUGUCACACGUCUCACAUCAGUGCAGAUGAAGGAAAGGAUGGAAGCAGAGGAGAGUUAAAGAUGCAAGGCCCUCGGUCAGUGCACGAUCAUUUAGCACAGCACAGACACACAGGGUUUCUAUGGUCACUGAAAGACUGAUUAAGACAGGGAGUCUGAGAAUUGGUUUAGUCCUGGCAAAGAGGGAAAAAAAAGUCCCAAAGUCGUUGGAAAAAAUCAUACAGUUUUUUGUUUAGUUGACAUAUAAACCAGUCACAUGUUCAGUUUUAGGUUUUACUGCAAAUCAAUCCCGUCGCACAUUCGUACACCAGAUGUCAAGCGUUUAUUUGCUUGAACCGAGACGCCCUAACACUGAAAGUAACGACACCACAUAAAUGACAUAUGGUCCCGGAGUUUCAAAAGAAUACAUAUGAUUUCAUGUGAGCCACUGAUUUCAGAGUCCCAUUUUGCUCUACUUAGCCAAGAAAUUUUCCAGAAAACUGCUUUAGAAAAGUAUAUAUAUACAUAUAUAUAUUACACAAUGGUGGUAACUGUAUUUCUACUGUUUUUGUACUGUGUUGUCAUUCACAUGAGGUCCAAAGUGUAUUCUCUGUGUGUGAACUGUUAUAUAUCAGGAAUUCUGUGAAAUUCUGUGGCGCGUGUUAGUUUUUUGGUAUUGAUAUAUUUAGUUAGCUGUAUUUUUUUUCUAUGGUCUCUUCACUUUCUUUCCAUUUUCUAUUCCACCUGGCUUCCAUUAUUACAUACAGAACUUCCUGGAGUUAACAAAAAAAAAGAAAGCGAUAUUGAUAUUUACCAAAAGUAACAUACUAUUGCAAAAAGGGUUAGUUAAAGUAAGAAUUUUCAGGGAAAUGGUUGUUUGACUUGAUAUAAAGUGGUCUUCUGUCUGUUUGAGUCACUCUCAGACGUACAUAUUUGGAAAUAUGGUCAGGCAAGUGCCUUGGUCUCCUAAUGAUAUUCAUCGAGAAGAGGUCCUGAGGACAUGAGAGACUGCGGUGGAGAUUCAGUAGCAGUGGUUUCCUCGUACAGUACCUGUGCUUAUAGAGCUCCGAUAGCUGACGUCUCACAGUCCUAUCAUGCAACAGUGGGAAUCAAAACCACGACAUUUUGGCAGGAAGUCGCGAUGUUCAAAUCCACUCACGUGUAUACAAGGCAACAUACUGUAUAAACCAGGCAACAUGUCAGGCAACUCGUCUCGUGGAAGAGUUUGAAUAGCUGUUGAGGACAAACAUUUGACCAGAUCACAGAAGCAUCUAAUGUUAAUAUCGUGUCUAUCUUACCCCCCUUUUACGUUUAACAAAACGUAUUGGGACGCCUGACCGUCACAGACUUCCACACUUUCCUCAAGAUUUUGAUGAGGUGUUUCUAUGGGAAUUUGUGUCCAUUCAUUCUGUAGAGCAGGGCAUCUCAAUCCCGGUCCUGGGGACCCACUGGCCUGCAUGGUUUGGAAGUGAUUCAAAUAAAGGGGUCGUAAUCAGGUGCUUUGAAUCAUGUGUGUUGGAGCAGGGGAAACAUGCAUCCCCUGGACCAGGAUUGAGAAACCCUGCUGUAGGAGGUCAGGCACUGAUGUUGGACGAGAAGGCCCUGGCUCACAAUCUCUGUUCCAGUUCACCCCAAAGGUGAUCGAUGGGGUUGAGGUCAGGUCUCUGUGCGGGACAGUCAAGUUCUUCCACACCAAACUCAAAAUCAAACCAUGUCUUCAUAGUCCUUGCUUUGUGCACUUGGGCACAGUCAUGUUUGGAAUAGAAAAGAGUCUUCCUCAAACUGUUGCCACAAAGUCGGAAGCACAGCAUUGUCCAAAAUGUCUUGGUCUGCUGAAGCGUUAAGAGAUACAGGGCCUAGAGCCAAAUACUUUUGUCCAUAUAGUGAAUAUUCAGUCUGUCAGAUUCUGCCAUAAAUUGCUCAAUUUCCAUGGAUUUAGAGAACACGGUUGAAGUCUUACAGCUUGAAACUGGUACAGGCACCGUUCAUAUUUGCAGAGGCUUUUCCUGCCAACAUGGCGGUGUAAACAAACGUCCGGAGCUCUAUUGGGAUACGCUGACCAAUCAGGAAUCAUUCAUUACCGAGCAUUAGACUCUUGCUGUGCAUUGUCGUACGAGCCGUGUCAUAAGCCAUCGAGGUGAAUCAUAAUAAUAUUGACAACACGCUUUUGUGUGACUUGGAAGUUCAUUUUAAUUAAAGAGUCAGCACAAGAGGAAAAUGUAUCAUUUAUCUUUUUUCUUAUUAUUUCAUGAAUUAUUUUGUUUGUGAAUUUGAUGCUGAUUUGGAUUGAAAACAAAGUGGAUGCAUUCUUCUGGCUUUUAACCGCAAAAGCCCAGAUUGCGAGAGCAUCGGUAGUUUACGGACAGCACUGGAAACUGGAGAACAAACAAAAAAAACAGCAACAUGUGAAUGGAUUUCCAGCCACACAAACGGGCCGUCAUUUCACACAAGCUUUACCAUGAAAGUAGUCUUACGUGUGUGGUGUUCUAUACUCAAAGAAUCUUUGUCUAUGUAUGGUAGAGUCUGGAGUUUUAUAAAGAUAAUUAUCUUUGCAUUGUUUGUAACGACCUGUAAAAAAGAAAAAGAAAAAAAAAAGGUUUAGUGAAAUCUGUUUGAUAUACAGUAUCUCUCUAUUUUGCAAUUGUACCAAAAGUGGCUUAACUACUGAAUAGCUUUGUUUUUUUUCUCUCUCUCUAGUGACUAGGCACGUGUGUGUAACCGUGAACUAGCGUGUGGUGUGCUGUGUUGGUAUGUGACGAGGUAACUUUAACGUUCGCUAUUUUCUUGGGUCUGACUUUGAUCCUUGUUUGAUUUUGGGGCGUGAAAGCGGGUGAUGAUGACACCGUUGGUAACUUCCUGCACUCUUUCUCUCAUAAUCACAUAAACAUUUUGUCCUCCCGGACCCGUCGUUCAGCUCCAGCACUGCAGGCGUGUUUGGUCAUUUGUUAAAGCUGCUUUUGGUGUGAAGCUGUUCUUUGUAAAAAAAAAAAAAAAAGAAUUGUUGUUUUUUUGCUAUGUACAUUUUCUAUAAUUAUCGAUAUUUAAUGUUGUUCCUGUUUUGUUUGCUUUUGAACUGUUUCGUCUUCUGUUAUAUUUGGGGGUUUAUGAAGUGACGAAGAGUGACGUUUACCAAUAUGAAGUCUCAAACCAAGGAGAAAAAAACAGAUUUAAAUUGAGUCAUUUACUGAACUAGAGAGGCAAAAAAACAUGACAUACAUUACACGGCGCCUUUUUAUCCGAACGGCUAUUUUUCCACUGUGAAGAAAAAGGAUUAUUGAGCUCACUGCUGUGCAGUUAUUAAGAUGAAUAAGCGGUGUCCUCAUCUGUGCAGAACAUUAAUAUAAAAUAGGAAAUAUCAAACAGGUGAAUGCUGAGCAAAGGGAAGGGAGAUUUUUAAAUAUUUGAAAUAUUUAUGUGUCUCUGUAAUCUCUACACUGAUGACCAUUGGCAUCUUUAGUCAAACAGGAAGUCUGAGCAAAACUAAUGUCAGGUGACAAUGUCCUAUAAAUGUCUCAUCAAAGGAAUAUACACCACAGUAUUUAGCUCGAGAAGAAAUGACACCAUUGUGUUCAUUUAUGUCUAUGUUUUAAACGGUUUGCCCUGUUUUUUGGGGGGACAUGAUGUAUUAUUUUAUUUCACAUUAGAUUUAGUUUUUGCUUGUUGAAUGUUUUUUUUUGUGGUUGUCAAGUGGUGUGAAAGAGGAAGAAGCACAAUGUGCUAAGAUGAGGUUUUUGUUUGUCUCGCAGUCCUCGUCAAAACUGUACGCACUUUUCUUGUCUGUUUUUUUUUUUUUUUUUUAAAUGGUGGUGUACUGUGCAAAACAUGCUGUAUGUGGUUUUUAACACGGUGGCUGCUGUUAAAUGGACAUCUCAACUUAUGCAAACUGUUGUCGAGCAACAUUUUUUUUGAGCUGCUGCCUCCCCCCCACCCCCCUUAGCAGUGAUGCUGUUUGUGCCCGUUGUUGUCAAGUUGUCUGUUUUAUACUCACAGGUACAGUGUGAUUUCACAAGGUUAAAAAGUGUGACAGUGUUUAGUAUUUUGUCAUAAACACCAGCAACAGUUUGUCUCCUUAACAUCUUAUGUGUCGUGGCCUGUCUACAUAUAACUUGCAUAUUUUUUUUAGUGUGAAUGCAUUUAAUUAAUUUAAGUGACACAAAUUGAAGUAAUGAUUUUAAGUGUAUGAACCUUUCUUCCUUUUUUUCUUUCUUUUCAGUCUACUAUUUUUUUUUAAAAUUGGCAUUAAACAUUUUAAAAAGGUUAAAUCGCAGCCUUUGCAAUUUGGUAAUCGCGUUGUUUCAAAUUGUGAUUUUGAUUUGACACGAUGACUUUUUAUUGUCCAGCGCUUCCUCUACACAGGUGAGGUGAAAACACCGCGCAGACGUCUAAUCCUAACUUCCACUGGACUGGACAACAGUGGUGACCAACAGUGUGGUCAGCAGACGACAGGGGCUUUUCAUAACUGAGUUUAUGAGCUUGUAAGACACCACCCGCACAGAGGUCAUACCCUUCUUCUUAUAAAGAGGCCGUUUCAUCACAGACUGAAGCAACUGCUCCUUAACUGCAUCUAUAAAUGUUUUAUUACAGAGGCGGAGAGGAGUGGUGGAGACACAUCUGAUAAAACAUCCACCCUACUUGUCCCAUCUCUCGCUCUCUUUUUUUUUUUCUUCCUGUCUAGUGAAUCACACCACUGGACUUUAAAAGUUUUUUUGUUUUUAAUCAUUUAAAUAUAAUAAUAAAUAUAAUACAUUUAAUAAUAAUAAUGUUGCCCCUGCCCUUACAUCAUGUAUACUUUUAUUGUUAUUAUUGUCCUUUUCAAAGUUCCUCUAAUAUUUGUGAGCGUUUGGUCAGGUUGCUCUUGGAGUAUUUUUGUGUUAUGACGUGUAUAAAAUGGUCGGUGUAAAGCUGUAGAAAAAUAGCGACUUUGUGUGAGUUCAGAAAGGCCCUUCUGUGUUUUGUAAUAUUUCUGUAUGGGGUGUAAUAAAUUAUUCUAUGACAGUACUUUCUAUGGGAAAAUACUUAAAAUGUGACAGUCUUUGUAAGUAUUUAUCUUCUAAAUUAUUGUUCCCUUUUUCUUUUUUUUUGCAAUUUGUAGAUAUGUAAGUGAUGAUGACAAGGUACUGGUAAUCAUGAAAUUAACUGUCUCGUCAUCAGUCUGAUGCAUCUUUUAAUUUAUUUAUGUAUAUACUGUAUGUUUGUUGAUAACAGCUUACUUUAUUUUGUAUAUGACCAAUAAACCUGUUUUAAAAUGGAA